CAUCUGUGGAAACACCAUUAAGUUCUAGAGAACAUAAUCUACUGUACAGUAUGCUUAGGAUCCGCAUUCACUCACUGUUUAAUAUCAAAUCAUACCGGCUGCACUUUUAGACAAAAUUGACUCCUGGAAAACGGUAUAAUCGAUUAUAUUUUAAUCUUGAUAGAUGAAAUGCAUCGAGAAUGUUCCUGGGUAUUAAAGGCAAGUGUCAGGUUAAACUUGGAAAGCACGAGACCACUUUCACUGGCAGAGCGCUCAGUCCCUCUAACAUCAGCUGAGUUUUUGCGGCGAAUUUUGAAAAUGACGCAAGGGAUGACCGCGACCAAUCAGAGCUCAGAACGGAGAUUGACAUGUAAAUGACUUUGCCUUUUAAGGGCAAGUCUCCGCCCUCGUCAAGUCCACGCUUGUCCCCCCCGAGAGCGCUGGAGCCGCGGAACCCGAGAGAAGGUGCGCUCCGCUGGGACACAGGAGGCAUAAAGAGACGGGGAGGGAGGGAAUGAGAUUUCUUGCUACCCAAUCCCUCUUUUCCCCAGGGACAGCAAGCCUUCCCUGGUCCAUCCCUCCCUCUUGUUUGGUAAUCAUUUCAUUUUACUCCUUUUUGAAGCAGUCGCCCGUUUUAUCCCACUUUUCAUUUCACAAUCCCGUGCGCGUCUGUUCGCCUUCUUCUUCAGAGCAAGUUCGCGUUCUCCCCUCGUUCUCCCCGCGACGAGAAGGUCUGCUUGAUCCCGGCUGAUCGUUUCCUUUGAGAUGCUCCACAGCUCUUGCCUUCUCUCCACCCUCUUUUAACUAGAGACCGGUUAAUCUUGAGUGAACUGAACUUGGGUUUGGAAUCUAAAAGAAAGAGGAACACCCAAAGGGAUACGGCAGCGCGUCUUUGGAUAAGGACCUCUUUCCCCUUGUUGCACUUUGGGGAAGAUUUUUUCCCUUUCAGUUGGUUUUUGUUAAUCCAGGUGGUGCAGGAGGAUUAUUCCACUCGAGCUGGUGUAGAGAGACAUCCCCCAGAAGGCUAUUUUCAUGUUCUCCAUCCAGGACGGUCUCCCACGGGGAGCCUUGACCAUGAAAGAAGAGCCCCUUACGAGUGGCAUGACGCCGGUGCGCUCUUGGAUGCAGAGCGCGGGGAUACUGGAUGCCAACACAGCUGCGCAAAGUGGUGUGGGUUUGGCAAGAGCCCAUUAUGAGAAGCAGCCUCCAUCGAACCUGCGCAAGUCAAACUUCUUCCACUUUGUGCUGGCCCUGUAUGACCGGCAGGGACAACCCGUCGAGAUCGAGAGAACCUCCUACGUGGAUUUUGUGGAAAAAGACAAAGAAUACAAUGGUGAGAAGACCAACAAUGGCAUCCACUACAGGUUACAGCUUCUCUACAGCAACGGUAUCAGGACAGAACAGGAUCUGUACGUUCGAUUAAUAGACUCCAUGACUAAACAGCCAAUCCUUUAUGAAGGCCAAGACAAAAACCCAGAGAUGUGUCGCGUUCUCCUCACCCAUGAGAUCAUGUGCAGCCGGUGUUGUGACAAGAAGAGCUGCGGGAAUCGAAAUGAGACGCCAUCCGAUCCUGUCAUCAUUGACAGAUUUUUCCUGAAAUUCUUCCUCAAGUGUAAUCAGAACUGUUUGAAAAAUGCAGGAAACCCCAGAGACAUGAGGCGAUUUCAGGUGGUGGUGUCCACCACAGUGAAUGUGGACGGCCAUGUCCUGGCCGUGUCAGAUAAUAUGUUCGUCCACAACAACUCCAAACAUGGGCGGAGGGCGCGACGCCUGGACCCUUCUGAAGCAGCCACUCCAUGCAUUAAGGCCAUCAGCCCCAGUGAAGGAUGGACGACUGGGGGGGCGACCGUCAUCAUUAUUGGGGACAACUUCUUCGACGGAUUACAAGUGGUCUUCGGCACAAUGCUGGUUUGGAGUGAGCUCAUCACACCUCACGCUAUCCGGGUGCAGACGCCCCCUAGACACAUCCCUGGGGUCGUGGAGGUCACACUCUCUUACAAGUCCAAGCAAUUCUGCAAAGGAGCUCCGGGACGCUUCGUCUACACAGCUCUGAAUGAACCCACCAUAGACUAUGGUUUCCAGAGGCUACAAAAGGUCAUCCCUCGUCACCCUGGAGACCCAGAGAGGUUACCUAAGGAGGUACUGCUGAAGAGAGCCGCAGACCUGGUGGAGGCGCUGUAUGGGAUGCCUCAUAACAAUCAGGAGAUCAUUUUAAAGCGUGCUGCAGACCUGACGGAGGCGCUGUACAGCGUGCCGCGGAGCCAUAACCAGUUGCCCUCGCUGACAGGCUCCAGCGCUCACUCAGGCAUGAUGGGAGUUAACUCUUUCAGCAGCCAGCUCGCCGUCAACAUCUCUGAGGCCUCACAGGGAGACCAAGCCUAUCACUGGCUUACAGCCCACAGCAAACGAUUUUACAAUCAAGACUCGACUGAAGGUACUUCAUUUACACACAGUUCAAGGGGCAUUAUUAAUUGUGUUAAUAUUUUUAUCACACUAUUUUCUUUUGAAUUAAUUUGUCUAAUGUGUUGCGUUGACAGCCCUACAGCGUGUUUGACUGGUUCUGAUUGAGACAUGAUUUCAUGACUUCACGAAACUCGAAGCUACUCGAAAAACUCAACACUUAAAUUCAGUCACACAGUCUGUCAGUCCGUGUCUGGAUCUGUUCCACUGUCUUUUGGUGAGCUUCACACCCAAGUACAGCCACGGACCAGCAACACUGUACAUGACGAUCACAUGGCUGUGUUUUGGCAGGCCUGUCACCCACAGCACUCAAAACUGUCACUCACACUCACCUGCCCAUAGAAACGACACAUUCAUCGGAGUGAGUCUGUGUGUGUACACACUCCCUGUCACUCCUGAGAGAAGUGUGAGCGGCACAGGCUGUGAACGAGCUGAGAGACUCAGGAUGACAGCGCUACAAGAAUCAAACACGUUAUUUGCAAAUGCAAACGCUGUUUAUGUCGGUGUAUUAAAACCAAGAUUAGCAAUUACAAUUCUGAGAGUUGGAGAGUUAAAUUUCCUUUUGAAAUAUAUUCAAAUAGAAAAAAUACUUUAAAAAAAAAUACUUUAAAUUGUAAUAAUAUUAGCUGCCUGCUAAAGCAUGGUGUCAACAUCAAGGUCAUGAGUUUGAUUCCAAAUAAAUGAUCACAUGAUUGGUUAAAGUUGCUUAAAAUGGCAUUAAAAUCUGUAAGAAGUUGCUUAAAACAUCUGAAUUAUGUCAUUUCUUCAUCGCUAGCAUCAAUAAACAGAAUUGCAAUUUCCUUUAGACUUGCAUACGUGCAUCUCAUGCCCUGUGUGUGAGCAUUUCCAUGCACAAGUGUUUUCAAUAUCGCAGGGCCGAGCCAUGUUUCUCUUCACCCACCAGCUCUGACACUCACAGACAGGAAGUGGGAAUGGAUGUGAGAUGAACAGAUCACUCUCCUUAUAUCAGAGAGAGAGAGAGAGAGAGAGAGAGAGAGAGAGAGAGACACACACAAAGGAAGAUAGAGGAACUCUCUCUCCCUUGACACUCUCUGCUUUCUCUCCUGCUAGCACUCAUCCCCUUCGCUUCUCGUCUGUUUUCCUCAUUCACGCAGGAAAGGAACACCUACAGGAAUCCAUGAGGUCAUGGGAAAGGGCCGUUAGCCAUUAUAAAAAUAUUGCAUUUCAUACUUCAUGCUUGUAUGCAGUGAAACUUCAGCAGGAUUUAAUUCGGUUAGCCUGCUGCUUUGCUCGUUCAUCCAUCAAACUAAUUAUUGUUUCAAGUUCUAAUUAAGUUGCAAACUGAUUUACAGAAUACACCACCUCUUUCCUGCAGCUUAUCAGACCACGUAGGUGACAGUUUAUUUAGGGAAGUUCUUGGAUUAACGAACAUCAGCUCUCUGCCAUUGAAUGUUAUUUGCAGCUUAUGAUGCAGUCAUGUUGCUGCUCAUGUGACUCCGACGUGUUAAAGGGAUGUUGAUCAGUCAGCAACAAAAAAAAUUUUCUUAAUCCGUAUUAUUACUUGUUUUCCAGUUUAAAACUAUGAACUUGCUUUUCUUACUAAACUGAAUUGAAAUUCAUUCAAAAGUUAGGGCCAGUAAAAAGAAAAAUAUUAAAUUGAUCAAAAGUGACAGUAAAGACAUUUGCAGUGUUACAAAAAUAUUAUAUUUUAAAUAAAUGCUGUUGUUUUGAACUUUCUAUUCAUCAGAGAAUCCUGAAAAAAAAAGUAUCACAGUUUCCACAAAAAUAUUAAGCAGCACAACUGUUUUCAAAAUUCAGCAUCGAAUCAGCAUAUUAGAAUGAAAACAUUCAAAAACAUUGUUGAGUAUCAAGUGUCCCCAACUAAGCAAGCCAAAGGCGAAGGCGACAGCGGCAAGGAACCCGAACUCCAACAGGUCACAAAAAUUGAGAAAAAAACCUUGGGAGAAACCAGGUUCAGUCGAACAGUGCAUGAUUAUGAUUCAGGCAGCGUUACAGGUCAUAAGUCCGAUUGGGAUCGCAACAGUCAAAAUAUUUAUUCCAGUUCCAUCUAGUUGAAGAUCGUAUUCAUCACGCCGGUAUGGUACGGUUUGUUGGGAAUCUGUGCCACUGGCUGUCGUGUCAGUGAGGCCUUCACAGGGGAUGAUCUAGCUGACACAAUCUCUGCUGACACUUCAGGGAUGCGUUGUUGUCGUGUCUUGGCGCAGGUCCUCCAUCUGAUCUGGAUAUGGCCCGGAUCCGGCUGACUACAGUAAACCUCGGAAUAAACAGAGAGACUAAUAUUAACGUAUAUGCCAUGGCAGAAGAAGAAUGCAUUCUUCUUCUGAUGUAACGAGUACAUCUGGUGUUAUAGGAAGUGUUCCCGGUUCCGGCUGACCUAAUUUAUGGAGUCUAACAAUCCUUUAAUGGAUGUGAAAAUAUAAAUUGAUAAUGUGUUAUGUGUAUGCCAGGUUAAAGAGAUGCGUUUUAGUCUAGAUUUAAACUGAUUUAAAGUGUGUCUGCUUCACGAACAAUGCUAGGAAGAUUGUUCCAAAGUUUAGGUGCCAAAUAGGAGAAGGAUCUACCAAUAGGAGAAGGAUCUACCUUGACAGGAAUAAAUUACAUUUGAAAAUAUAUUCAAAUAGAAAACAGUUAUUUUAAAUUCUAAUAAUAUUUCACAAUAUUACAUCCUGCCAUAUAUGGGCUUGUAUUAAAAGAAUAUGACCUUUGAAAGUUAAAAAAACUUGAAAGUUAUUGCUUAAAAUACUUUUCAUUUAUUUAGUUUUUACUCCUCUGCUUCCUUAUCUUAGGUGGUUACUACGGUUUUUACUUACUGUCAAAAAGAGCUCACUCUCAAGUAUUGGUUAUAUCCAUGUCUCUCAGUAUGGCUCUGGUCUUGUCUGUCUUAUAUCUGCCAGACGAAAAGAGUCCAAAACAUCCAAUGCACACACAAACACUGCUGCUUAUGGGAACAUAGACAAAGUUUUGUUUGACUAUACUGAGUGCUUUCUUAACAGCAGUCUGAUAUCUUUGUUGGUAAAUGUUCUUACACUUACCAAGGGAUUCCACCCACUAAAAACACAAACCCAGCAUGUCACAGACACACAUUAGUCCAACUGCAACAUCUACAAAUCACAUCAAGCGUCUUAAUAAGCAAAUCCAGAAUAAAUCACAUGGUUUAUAUAUGAACUUCAAGCUACAAGAGCGUCCUGCUUAACCUGUC
Messenger RNA from Ctenopharyngodon idella (grass carp), 5620 nucleotides. RefSeq names its product transcription factor COE3. The record is from RefSeq and is a predicted model, not a curated record. Bases 1012 to 2547 code for a protein of 511 amino acids. Lineage: Eukaryota; Metazoa; Chordata; Actinopteri; Cypriniformes; Xenocyprididae. The transcript is spliced from 14 exons. Gene Ontology annotation, biological process: regulation of transcription by RNA polymerase II. Gene Ontology annotation, molecular function: DNA-binding transcription factor activity, RNA polymerase II-specific; RNA polymerase II cis-regulatory region sequence-specific DNA binding.